GGAAGGGGCAGGUCUCAUUGCUGUGCAUGCGCCCGCGGGUCCCUGGAGCAGCCGCUCUAGGCAGCAGGGAGGUCGCGCAGGGUUAAGAGCCUAAAGCGGUCUCUUCUCUAUGGUUGCGGGAGCUGGUCAGAGUCGGCCCGCAGUCCUACGUUAUUUCCGGAAACGGAGCCUGCCGCUUGUCCUCUACUUCCGCGGGGUCCUGGCGGGUGGCGGUGACGGAGUGGGUCCCAGGACUAGUGGCGAGCGCAUGCAACCAGACCUCUAACUGCUCCUGUGGCAGCCUGUGUGCCAGCAUCCUGGAACCUGGAGCCAUCAAUUUACACUGAAGCCCAAGUGUCCUAGAGUCCAGCUUAUCUAGAGUGCAGAUGCAUUUUGAGCCUAGUGUCUCAGUGACCAUCAAAGAACUGCUGGGAUUGUCUUGGUGAACUUGUGGCUAGCCCCACCUUCCAUUCCUUGGUCACCAUUGAAGAUCAGUGUACAGAAGAGACAAGAUGUGGUCUAGCAGAUCAUAUGACGAAGGACCUCAGAAUGCCUCCAGUGGUGAGUCUGGCCUGAGGAAAACAAGAGAUGAUCUUUCUGCAAGCCGACAGCAUGCGUGCGGGGAUAAGAAAGAUGACUAUAGAAGAAAAUGUUCCUCCUCUUCCCAUUAUUCAAAACAACAAUCUCCCCAUAAAGGGGCUUCUUGUUUUUCCAGAAAAUCAGGUGUAGAUCGAAAGACCUCCCCACACAGCAGAUCUAGAUCCAGUGGAAGACACUCUACAAAACAAAGCAAACUGCAUUCUUCCCAUGGUUCAGAGCUUAGGAAGUCCAAGCAUGCUCAUUCCUCCUACAAACGGUGCAGUGAAGAAAAACCAGAAGGAGGUAAAAAGAGGCCUGGUCAGUCUUUGAAAACAUCCAGAGACACACACCCAAAAAGUUCUUCAGCAGUUCUUUCAUCGGAAAUUUUAAACAAACUCAGAAGGUUUGAUGAAAAGGGACUUCCUAAAGCUGCAGGCAAGCAAGCUGUCAAAAAGCCAGAGAUGGCAGAGGAAAGCGACUUACCUCAAAUUUCUGAGUUUGAAGUUAUGGAUCAGACACAAGAACCCGAGUCAAACAAAACAGAUCACACAGAGUUCAUUGAUGACCAAGUAACCAAUCGCCGUAAAGCAAUAGUGUCAAAAACCAAGGAAAUUGAACAAGCCUACUACCAAGACUGUGAGACCUUCGGAAUGGUGGUGAAAAUGCUGGUUGAAAAAGACCCUUCGUUAGAAAGGUCCAUUCAGUUUGCACUUAGGCAGAAUUUACAUGAAAUAAGUGAACGCUGUGUGAAAGAGCUCAGGCAGUUCAUUGCAGAGUAUGAUGCUGCUGCUUCCUAAGAACUGGUGCUCUAGCAGAAAGUAUUUCUUGAUUGUCAUUCCAGAAUUGUAUAAAUACCUCAUAUAUGGAAUUUUUGUUAUGAAAUACUAGCAAGCAUCUGAAAUGGUGAGCUUAAAAUAAUCUUCAGAAAUGUUUCUACCUAUGGAACUUUGUGGUUCAUACACUCACCAAUGCUUAGUUUGUGGCUUAGCCUGCUGAGGAGGCUUAAUUAUUUAUGUUCUUCCAAGUAGAUGAAUCUAUAGCCCAAGUGUACUUUAUGGUUAGAGAUUGACCUUCAUAGUAGAUGGUAGCAUGUAAAAAUGUUAGGAUUUGAGUUGUGAUUUUUAUUGACUUCUUAGGCUUUGUUGUUCUUAUUAAAAUAUCCUACAUUAAACUAUGUUUUCUUAAUAAACUAGUACUUUGGUACCUUAAGAGAAUAAAACAUGGGAAUGGCUGAAUCUUCGAA
Molecule: messenger RNA, 1801 nt
Organism: Rattus rattus (black rat)
Lineage: Eukaryota; Metazoa; Chordata; Mammalia; Rodentia; Muridae
Product: periphilin-1-like
Exons: 2
Coding region: 492-1355 (287 amino acids)
Biological process (GO): protein localization to heterochromatin; negative regulation of DNA-templated transcription; negative regulation of gene expression, epigenetic
Cellular component (GO): nucleoplasm
Source: RefSeq, a predicted model, not a curated record